Molecule: messenger RNA, 2911 nt
Organism: Aplysia californica (California sea hare)
Lineage: Eukaryota; Metazoa; Mollusca; Gastropoda; Aplysiida; Aplysiidae
Product: WD repeat-containing protein 76
Exons: 1
Coding region: 371-2443 (690 amino acids)
Biological process (GO): regulation of DNA damage checkpoint
Cellular component (GO): nucleus
Molecular function (GO): protein binding; DNA binding
Source: RefSeq, a predicted model, not a curated record
UCGUCUUAAAAUGUUGCUUAUUUAUCAUGUACUUAGUACUUUCCCAAUGUAUUGUGGAAAACUAUAUUCUAGAAUUCGUAAACAUGAAAUUCCUCGAACAGCUCUACACGGUAAGGAGCUGUGAGAGGCUGAAACUUUCGUACUUUUUUUUGUUAUGAAACUUGUUACGAAACUUUGGCGCGGGAUACCCGUUGUUACCUUAUAAUACGCGGCUGUUGGUUAGUAGAUCUAUUUAGUCAUCUAGUGUUUAGUGUUUACACUUUUCUUCCGCAUUUUCUCGACCGAAAAGUGAAAGAAGACACACUACUGUGGCUUACAAUAAUUUGUUCUCAUCAUUUACCAAAGUGUCGAGUGAAUUUCUGUUACCGCAAUGCAAACCAGGAGCAGGUCUGGUUCAGGGCUGAGAGACUCCAACUUCAAGUUUCAACUGAAGGCGAAGGGUGUCAGUGUCCCAAUCUAUAAAGUGAACCUUGCUGCGAGUGCAGGGGAAUCAGAUCUUCCUCUGUCUCGUUCUCGUAGUCGUAGUAGUAACCGAGUGUCUUCAACUUCAACCUCACCUGGUUCUGGAUUUGGCAGUGGCAGAGACAGGAUGUUUGAUAGUCGUGAUAGGAGAGAAGUGGAAGGCAAGAAGGCUUUUGUAAGUGUGAGUUCUAGAUCUAGAAGCACGAAACGCCCACUUUACCAAAUCCACGGAGAUGUCUCUCAGAAAGCGAGAGCGGAACUGGCAGGUGAAGGUGGUGGUGUGGGAACAAGACUUGGUAGAGGUUUGUUAAAUAAAAGACGGAAGGUCGAUUGGAGUAUGUAUAAUUCUGAAGUACAGGAAAAAUCCAGUUGUAUUCUCGAUAGUGAAAGCAAAGAAAAUAUCAGGACCAAUGUAAGCGGCAGGAAUUCGGAUAGUACGAAUAAUGUUGAUCAACUGGCAUUCAAAAACAGUGAUCAUGACAAAUGUGGCACGGUAGAGAAGGAUAAUAUCGGUUUUGUCAAGGUUGCUGAAGAUGAAUCUGAUAUUUCAGACGAUGAAAAUGAAGAAUCUUUAGACUAUGUUCGUAUGCGUGAAGCGAACAUGAAAGCAAAUGAGGAAUUCUUUGCUAGCUUGGGAAUGGAUGAAGCCAAAAAACAGCUUCAGGCCUCGGCACUGAACAAACCUGAGAAAAAGUACACUCCUACUCAAAAAGGGCUAAGAAUUAAGAAGGAGCCAGAGAUGAUUGUCAGAAGGCAAAGUAUGAGAAUUCGUCGUAUUGAUCCGAAGGGAACUCCUUUGCCAGAGCCUGAGCCGGUUGAAGAAAAUGUGGCCGAACCACGACUGCCAGACGGGCCUGUACCCAUGAAAGACUGUAUUUUUUCGAAAGCAGAAAACAUCACAGAGAAAGAUGUUACAUCAUUUUCGACUGUCAUCUGUAAACAGACUUUGGAUGGGAAAUCUGCCUCAUCGAACAUUACGUCCCUGACAAAGUCACUGAACAAAGUGUGCAUGAAUGAAAACAGAGUUGCCAAAGUUGUGCCAGGCAGGGUAUUCUCUGUAUCAUGGCACCCAUCGCCGUCAUGUUUGUUAACCGCUGCUGGUGACAAGUAUGGCCAUGUUGGUUUAUGGAAUGUUGGGAGUAGUGGGAGAGAUGAUGUUGAAAGUGUGUUGGUGUUCAAACCUCACAUUAAGCCAGUCAGCCAUCUCUUCUUCCAACCAGGUCAUCACAAGCUGUUCUCGUGUAGUUAUGAUGCCACUCUCCGAUGUGGAGACUUUGAAAAAGGCGUGUUUGACGAAGUUUUUUCAGUACCAGAACAAAACGAUGACUUGCUUCGCAAUUUUGAUUUCAUCGAUGACGGCAACACAAUGCUUGUGUCUCAGUAUAGCGGCAUGGUUUCAAUGGUGGACACUAGAACGCCGGGAAGCUCUGCAGAGCACGAGUAUAACGUCAGCAGAAAGAGCCUUCGAACAGUCAGCGUUCACCCAGUCGAUCAACAUUAUUUCAUCACUGCUGGGGUGGAGGCAAAGAUCAACUUGUGGGACCUUCGUAACAUCAACGCUAAGACACCCAAACCACUCCAGACUUUGUCGCACCACACCAAAGCAAUCUCCAGUGCUUAUUUCUCUCCAAAUGGGGGCAAAAUUCUGUCCUGUUCCUCCGAUGAUACAAUUGUUGUGUCUGAUGUCGGGGAAGGAAUACGCCUGAAGCUUUCAAAAAGCAUUCGCCACAACAACUGGACAGGGAGGUGGCUCACCAACUUCCGACCCACAUGGCAUCCUUUCGUGGAGGAUGUAUUCGUGACGGGCUCCAUGCGGCGGCCUCGUGAGAUUGAAAUUUACAACACCAAUGGAACUUUGAUCAAAGCCUUGCAAAAUGAAGACUACCUGGGCUCUGUUUGUAGCCUGAAUGAGUUCCAUCCUCAGCUGGAGUGUGCUGUGGUCGGGGCCAACUCCAGUGGAAGACUUCACGUGUUCAUGUGAAAUGUGUGUUGUCUUGUACAUUAGUGUUAUCUUAUGAACCCAGCUGGGUGGAGCAUGCCGUUUUUACAAAUUGUUGAUGAUGUGUAAUCUCUAUGUCGGACCUUUUUGUUUUCAUGAAGAUAGUUUAUUGUCAAAUGAUGUAAGUUUGAGAUUUGUUUGUGUGAGAAUUUUUUACUCUUGUGGUUCAACUUAUCAAAAUCAAGUUGUUCUAAACUUGGCUAAUUUAACUGAUUAUAAUGUAUUCUUUGGAAUAUUUCUUCUUUUAAGUACCAUACUUUUACUUUUAGUAUUUCCACAGGAAUUUUAGGAAGGGGGGGGGGUGCAUUGUGUUUAGUCAUGGGAGUAAUGCUGAUUUUAAGGAAUCUCUAGAUACAGUAGAAUACACGGCUCUAGGGGGACUUUUGGUUCCAGCAGAAAAAUCCCGCUGUAGGCGAGUUCCUGCCGUAGGAAUACAAAGGGGAAAUUACC